ACACCACGUGGGGGAGGAGCAUGAGUAUAAAGGAGCCAACAUGUGGCUCUGGGCUCAGUGUCAACGUCCUUCAGCAUGAAGCUUUAUCCUCAGUCCGUCUGUGCGUUCGCUAUCCUGAGCCUUUGCUGUGUACUGAUCACAGUGAAAGAGUCAAACAGCACGUUUGUCCCGGGGAGAUGUGCUUGUCCAAAAACACAACAGGGUGUCAGAGGUCAACUGAAGGCGCUCAUAGUGUUACCACAAAGCUCCACUUGUCACAGCGUCACAGUCAUAGUCACCCUGCAAAGAAACAAUAAAUCAGUGUGCCUGAAUCCAGAAGCGCCGCUGGCCAAACAGCUGAUUCGCUGCUGGAAUAGAGUUAAGCAGUUGGGUCGUGAUGUAAAAUUGUGUCUACAAAGGAGAAAAACGAGAGGGGGUCAACGCCAGCAGACUCGACAGAGGAGAAAAGGCCAAAACAGGAAAGUCUCAUCCUGAGACUCUCAGUAGCUAGUCAGACUAAGGAAGGGAAAAAAUGACACCAAGUAUGUACAAAGGAGAACUGUGUACAGGGAAGAAACUACUGUAAGGCCACUUGUGUCUUUUCUCUCUCUUUAUGUCAUUGCAGACAUUAAGCUUCUUUAAAUUGUCUAAGCUCUACAUCAAAGUCUCCUUAUUAUUUCAUUCUAAAUGAGUAAUGUAUUGAAACAAAGCCCUGGAGGCUCAUAAAUGAAAAAAAAAAAAGUCCUUGGUUCUGUAUAUGCAGCUGGGAAGGCCAACUCAAGAUUGUGUAGUUUAUAUUUAUAUGACUGCUUGAGGUUUUAUACUUUUUAAAAAAAAUAAACAUAUCUGAACAAU
This is a messenger RNA of Oreochromis niloticus (Nile tilapia), 834 nucleotides long. RefSeq names its product C-X-C motif chemokine 10. Gene Ontology annotation, cellular component: extracellular region. Bases 76 to 474 code for a protein of 132 amino acids. Gene Ontology annotation, molecular function: chemokine activity. Lineage: Eukaryota; Metazoa; Chordata; Actinopteri; Cichliformes; Cichlidae. Gene Ontology annotation, biological process: immune response. The record is from RefSeq and is a predicted model, not a curated record. The transcript has 4 exons.